Molecule: messenger RNA, 1692 nt
Organism: Cladophialophora psammophila CBS 110553
Lineage: Eukaryota; Fungi; Ascomycota; Eurotiomycetes; Chaetothyriales; Herpotrichiellaceae
Exons: 1
Coding region: 1-1692 (563 amino acids)
Source: RefSeq, a predicted model, not a curated record
AUGGCGACAACCGCUGUAAAAUCGCGCAGGCAACUAGAGAGUGAGAACGAAGAACUAUUGAGGCAAGUUCGAGUGCUCCAAGCAAAGUGUCGAUCGCUCUCCUCUCACAAUGAAGAAUUGACCUAUCUCUAUCUGAGCUCUGCGCGCCACUUCCCAGAUACCACGCCCGCGAAUGGCGGUGACCGACGGGAUGUGAGCACAAGAGGAAAAUCAACCUUCGCGCCUUUGGAACUCGGCUUUGGGGCGACGGCCGGAGGACUUUAUGAGGAACCUCCCUUCCCGCCGGAUAUGCAAUCUCAGUCCCCUAACACCUUCGCCAAUUGUCAAGCCAAUCUCUCUGUACGCGAGGGGGCUGUCACACAGGGUGGAGUGGUCCAGCAUUUUCCAAAUCCCGAAUCAAAAUCUGGCCACGCCCUCUUUGAGUGCACGCAGAAAGAUACUCGCUUGUCAGACUGUGCCUUCCCACAGGAUUUCGAUCAACACUGCUGGCAGUCCCAUGAUUGGGAGCCGAGGGUAACACCCGAAGAUUACUCAAUACCAGAGACGGUCCUCAUCAAUGAUGCUUUGGAGGCGAACGCGGCUUAUUCCCCGACCAUGCAACGCUCGGCCACAGGGUUACCUGGUUGGACGUUGCAGGACAUCGUGUGGCCGUUACAGCCCGAUGCCAUUGCAGGUGAUGUUCAAGGAACUGCACCAUUCAUACCUGCUGAAUGUCUUAAUCCCAGCGUCGACAACGGUGCAGGGAAGGACUACGACCAAGCUCGACAACCGACGCCAACCCCAAUACCAAUGCUGCGCCAAAUCCGAGCAGUCCCAGAUCUAAAAACCGGCUUUAACACCAGCCUACCCCGAGGGAAACUGGAUCAAUAUAUUACUGUCCUACACCAGGUCCUCGGUCGCCUGGAGCAAAACUCGUCCUUGACCCCUAAGCGUCGAGCUAAGGUCUGCGCGGAGGGCGUCCUGUGGGUAGUGCGCGAGGCCUGGCCGGAAGCCGAACACUUUUGGAAAACCACAGCUUCGUUCAAAGGGUUCAUGCAAUCCGAAAUGUGGCGCAAUUUCCCCGGCGAGGCAGUCUACGGCAAGAUGCAUCCGGCUUACCGCCCAACGCCUCGACAGCUUGUGACCCCCCAUUCGCCGUUGAUCGACUGGUUGCCGUGGCCGGAACUCCGGGAGAAGCUGAUCGAGCAGCAGGACUGCCUCGACGUGGACCUAGUCUGUAAAACGGCCAUCCAAAAUGUCGUUGCACAUCGAAUCUCGUUAUUACCGCAAGGUCGCAAGAGAUCGGCCCAGGAAACCGAGUCCACGGGAAUUCCGAGGACGUCCGAGUCCAGAAAGUCGACGGCCACCUCUUUCCGAGUCUGGGACCUCUGUCUCCUGGAGGAAAAGGCCGGUUUCGGGCCCAAGGGCGCGGGCCUCGUCUAUACUCCCAAGUCGGCCGCGGUGCAGGCACUAGAGAAGGCAUAUGGCCUCGAGUAUGACAAUUUCCAGACUCAGAAGCUGCACCCCAGCUUCUUCGAGACAUUUCCGACGUUAUUCGCAGGGAGCACCGUGUCGGGGCAUGCGGUGCAGGAGUUGCCCGUCGCAGACGAGCAUGCAGGGAGAGAUAUCUUGGGAUCGCCGCAAGGGCUCUUGCCCGGGGCUGGGGACAGGUUGCAGGCCGUGGUUGACCGAGCACUCGAGGCACUAUGUUGA